AUGGGUGAAAUGAAGCCUCCGGGUCAGUCUGGCACUGGAACUGCCUCCACGGCGUCUGCGUCGCGGCUUCGCCAGUUCAUCAAUAGCCCGGCGGGGCCACGCACGGUGUUCUUCUGGGCGCCGGCUAUGAAGUGGGCGCUAGUCAUCGCUGGUAUCCGGGAUCUAAAUCGCCCUGUUGAUCGAGUGUCCACGGCACAGAACGUAGCGCUUGCAGCAACUGGGGCGAUCUGGGCACGGUGGUCGUUCCAGAUAGUACCCAAGAACUACAGUCUGGCAACGGUGAACGUUUUCGUGUGCGCGACCGGGCUGUACCACUUGUUUCGAAAGGCGCGUGCGUACCUCGAGACGCGCGCUGCAUGA
This is a messenger RNA of Cyanidioschyzon merolae strain 10D, 360 nucleotides long. RefSeq lists its product as hypothetical. Bases 1 to 360 code for a protein of 119 amino acids. Gene Ontology annotation, biological process: pyruvate import into mitochondria. Gene Ontology annotation, molecular function: pyruvate transmembrane transporter activity. Lineage: Eukaryota; Rhodophyta; Bangiophyceae; Cyanidiales; Cyanidiaceae. The transcript has a single exon. The record is from RefSeq and is a predicted model, not a curated record. Gene Ontology annotation, cellular component: mitochondrial inner membrane.